Messenger RNA from Purpureocillium lilacinum, 1719 nucleotides. RefSeq lists its product as uncharacterized. The record is from RefSeq and is a predicted model, not a curated record. Gene Ontology annotation, cellular component: endoplasmic reticulum; membrane. Gene Ontology annotation, biological process: transmembrane transport. NCBI's taxonomy places the organism in Eukaryota, Fungi, Ascomycota, Sordariomycetes, Hypocreales, Ophiocordycipitaceae.
AUGGCUUCUGCGGGAUACUUCCCGGGCCCGACGUCGUUUCGCCUGGCGAAGCUCGCCCAAGAUGCCUAUGACUAUCCCAUGAGGGUCUUCCAGGCCGCGCCGCCGGAGACCCAUCCUUCCCUGCCGCACCUCACCCUCCUCGUCUUCGAGGCUGUCCUAGAGGUUGUGUGCGUCAGUUUGCCGGGCUACAUCAUUGCCCGGCUCGGCCACUUUGAUGCCGACAAGCAAAAGUUUCUGGCCAAUCUCAAUGUGAUGCUGUUCACGCCAUGCCUGAUCUUCACCAAGUUGGCUUCGCAGCUCAACGCUGAAAAGCUGUCAGAGCUUGCCAUUAUCCCUGCCAUUUUUGUUGUGCAGACGCUGGUGUCGUGGCUCGUGUCCUUUGUCGUCGCCAAGGUUUUUAGGUUCAACAAACGCGCGGCCAAUUUCGUCACCGCCAUGGGCGUCUUUGGAAACUCCAAUUCGUUGCCGAUUUCACUCGUUCUGUCGCUGUCGCAGACCAUCAAGGGCCUGCACUGGGACCGGAUCCCUGGCGACAACGACGACGAGGUUGCCGCGCGUGGCAUCCUCUAUCUCCUCAUUUUCCAGCAGCUUGGCCAGCUCGUCCGCUGGAGUUGGGGCUACCACGUGCUGCUCGCCUCCAAGGACAAGUACCCGGAGUACCAGCAGCACGUCGCCGAGGAGGGCCAGUACCGCUAUGAGGACCACGAGGAGCAGGAGGCCGAGCGCCUCAUUGCCGGCCUGGACGGAGACACCGAGGAUGACGAGGACGAGGGCAGCGUCGACUCGCACACGUAUGUGCCGGCCGGCCGGACUCCCGUAGUCGGCACGUCCACGGCUUCCGUGGCCGAUUCAAGCGACGACGAGUUUUCUCCCAAGAAGUCGCCUUCGAAAGUCGGCUCGACACCCGUCAAUGGCAAUCAUCUGUCGCUCAAUGGAAACGAGCCCCAUUACAUGGCCUUUCCUCGUGUCGGCAGCAGCAGCAGCAUCACCCAGUUUGAUUCCAACGGCGACGGCAUCUUCGCCCGGGCAAAGGCAUCCGUGGCGAGGGGGGUUCGCUCCGUUGGUGCUGGGAUUGCCGGUUUUUUCUCGCGGCUCUACCAGAGCCUGCCUCGACCCGUUCAAGUGACACUGUCGUUCAUCGCCACGGCGAUUCGGAAAACGUGCAACUUCGUUUGGGAGUUCAUGAACCCCCCGCUGUGGGCGAUGCUGAUGGCCGUUUUGGUGGCGUCGAUCCCCAAGCUGCAAGAGCUUUUCUUCGAAGAGGGCUCCUUCAUCAACAACAGCGUGACCAACGCGGUCAAGUCGAGUGGUGGCGUCGCGGUGCCCCUGAUUCUGGUGGUGCUCGGAGCCAACCUGGCACGGAACACGAUGGCGCACGACGACGCGCACGACCCGGAGGAGGAUCAGAUCGGCACCAAGCUGCUCAUCGCGUCGCUGCUGAGCCGCAUGGUGCUGCCGACUGUGAUAAUGGCCCCGAUCCUUGCCGUAACGGCAAAAUACCUUCCGAUCAGCAUCCUCGACGACCCCAUCUUCAUCGUCGUCUGCUUCCUGCUGACGGGCGCCCCGAGCGCGCUGCAGCUGGCCCAGAUCUGCCAGAUCAACAACGUGUAUGAGAAGACGAUGGGCCGGCUGCUAUUCCAGAGCUACGUCAUCUGGAUUCUGCCCUCGACGCUGGUCCUCGUCAUGAUGGCCCUCGAAGUGGUCGCGUGGGCCACUUGA